AAAAUGUGUUUCGAAAAAGAGCGCGUGGAACAGGAAAAACAACACUUGCUAGCAGCUACUCAGCUAGAUAACAAACAAAAAUGUUGCCUAACAUAAAAUCAUUGAGAAUGUUGCUUAACAGGCGAUUAAAAGCGGCUGUCGACGAGCUAUUCGGGGCAGUUGAAACAACGAUAGCAGAGUACCAGCAAGAAUUAUGCCGUUCAAAAGAGGAGAAAGACCGAACGAUAGCGGAGUACCAGGAAAAAAUGUCCCGUUCGGAAGAAGAGAACGCCCGGCUACAGAGGCUGCUGGAUGUCGUUCUUAAACCAGAAGUAAAGUUGCAGAGACUAGAAGACCUCCAGCAGCUCACUCUCUCCAUCUCUGAAAAAGUUUCCCCUGAGCAGCAGGAUUGUAGUCCUGGUCUGGGGCAGGAGGAACCUUCUCAGAUUAAAGUGGAACAGGAGGAGCUAUGGGUCAUCAGUCAGGGACAAGAGCAGCUUCAAGCGAUGGAUUAUGAUACUGAUGAUACUGAUGAUUCUGCUGAUACAGAAGCCUUCAUAUCUACUGCCAGAGUAAAAGGUGACUGUAAUCAGAACCCAAGUCAGUCCUCACAUCUUUACCAAGUUUUAACCCAACGUGAAGAAAACACAGACAGGGAUGAGCUACCCAGCACCACAAUGCAAAUUGAACAGAUUAAAACAGAAAAUGUCAGUGACAGUGACUCUCAGCCCCCAUCUGCAGUCAAUUCAGACUGGUCUGAAACUCAGAUUGAGAGUGGUGAUAGUGUUGAUUGGAUGGAGAGUGAAGGACCUCCACCCAAGUCAAAGAGAACACAGACAGAAGUUGGACCAAGAGUCUGUACUAAAGUCAGAGAAUCCACAGUGUUGUCCCAUUUGAAAUCCCCUAUCCCCAGUAAUGCGUAAUUGAGUCUGUAGAAAGUUUGAAAGAACAUCUACAUUUUCAUGUUGCAAGUACAGGAUCACUUUCUUGUUACAUCUGUGGUAUAUGCUUCACAGAGGAUGAGGAGGUUUUGCUGGAAGAGCAUAUGAGCAAUCACAAACUGUAUCGCUGUCUUGGGUGUAAAGAACGUUUUCGAUACUCGCCAGGGUCUGACAUUGCAUAAGAAGACACACCAGGACUCUUGAUCAGGAUUGAAAAUUGAAGACCGCCCCGACCUGGGCCUAUGACCUGCAGCCUGAGCCUUUACAAGCAGUCAUUUUUUAUUUUGAAAUUGUAAAAACAAUGUGAAUGUGAGGGAGGAGUAGCCUAUAUUUUCGUGAUCAAACUUGAUUAAAACACUACAGCAGUUUUUGCUGAAGAAAUUACUCUGGUAAAAUGUUACAGUUCCAUAUCCUAGUAAAGGAAGCCUGAGUGAGGCCCAAUGCAGUCUGUGUAUCCUGAAAAGUUGUUUUUAUAUAUCAAAUAAACUAUUGAAUGGAGAGUGUA
This is a messenger RNA of Oncorhynchus mykiss (rainbow trout), 1425 nucleotides long. RefSeq lists its product as uncharacterized. Lineage: Eukaryota; Metazoa; Chordata; Actinopteri; Salmoniformes; Salmonidae. The record is from RefSeq and is a predicted model, not a curated record.